Molecule: messenger RNA, 3722 nt
Organism: Rhododendron vialii
Lineage: Eukaryota; Viridiplantae; Streptophyta; Magnoliopsida; Ericales; Ericaceae
Exons: 14
Coding region: 335-3169 (944 amino acids)
Biological process (GO): endosomal transport; endocytosis
Cellular component (GO): plasma membrane; nucleus; cytoplasm
Molecular function (GO): protein binding; calcium ion binding
Source: RefSeq, a predicted model, not a curated record
UUUUCUUUUUCUUUUUCGUCAUACAUUUCUUUUUACUAGUACUGGAGUGCCUUUUAAUCCUCAUUAAUAUCGAUCGGGUCCAGACGCAGACGAAAUUUUCCGCAUCUGUUCAUACGCAAGAAAUUCUCUCUCCUGUUUAUAACUCCAGAAAAUCUCGAACAUUGCUGAAUUCGAACUCUGUCGGCCUUUAUCGAUCCAAUAACCAUCGGCGUACUUCCUUUUCAUCCCUCCGCAUCCGUGAAGUGGUUUGUGUCUGUUUAAUAAUGCGUUGAUCUGCGAAGAUUUCCGUGAAAUUCGUCGUCAAUUAGCGGCGGUUGACCUGGAAAAUACAGCUAUGGAUCAAUUCGAAGCGUACUUUCAGAGAGCGGAUUUGGACCGUGAUGGCAGGAUCAGUGGUGCUGAAGCUGUUGCUUUCUUUCAAGGAUCCAACUUGCCUAAGCAAGUUCUCGCUCAGAUAUGGAUGCACGCGGAUCAUGCUCGUACUGGUUUCCUUGGCCGGGCUGAAUUUUCCAAUGCACUUAAACUAGUAACCGUGGCACAGAGUAAGCGCGAACUAACUCCGGAUAUGGUAAAGGCGGCUUUAUAUGGGCCUGCCUCAGCUAAAAUCCCUCCACCGCAGAUUAAUCUUGCGGCUAUCCCAGCACCUCAGCAAAAUUCAUUAGCUCCUGCACCUACACCGCAGAUGGGUCCAGUUGCUCCAACAUCCUUGCAAAACGUUAGUUUCAGAGGACAAGUACCUCCAAAUGCGACUAUGAACCAACAAUAUUACCCAUCGCAAGGGAAUCAGACAAUGAGGCCGCCUCUUCCUCCAUCUUCCGUCAAUGCUGCCCGACCACCUCAAGCCGUUCCAAGUCCUGAUCUCUCAAGAGGAGUUAGUGUGGCUGGUCCUACUACUGCAAACUCAAAUAUUGCAAGCAAUUGGCUUGGUGGAGUUUCAAGCGGUGCAUCUCAUGUCCCUAACCAAGGAAGUACUCAAUCAAUGCCCUCUACCGGAGCUAGGCCACCAUAUUCACUUUCAUCACCUUCAUUACCAGCAACGAAGGAUUCUCAAACAUCAGCUGGUUCUAGGAAUGGGAUUGCUUCUGAUGCAAUGUUUGGAGGGGACGUGUUUUCUGCCACCCAACCUUUACCAAAGCAUGGGGCGCCAACAUAUUCUGUGAGCAGUUCACCUGCAUCAUCCACAGUUGUUCCUGUAUCUGCUGGGCCCCAAUCUUCAACUAAGUCGGACCCCUUUGAUUUGCUGCAAAGUUCUUUCUCGCAACAGCCUGUGGGAAACCAGUUGCAGCACGCUCAGACACCUUCGAAACCGAGCCAACAUGUUUCAGUUCAUAAGGCUUCUUCAGUUCCACCAUCAGUAGUUCCAGGUGGGCCAGGAAAUUCUGAUUCCAACCAGUCCCAGCUUUCAUGGCCCAAAAUGACGCGAGCUGGUAUUCAAAAGUAUACAAAAGUGUUUAUGGAUGUAGACACAGACAGAGAUGGGAAAAUCACUGGUGAUCAGGCACGGAACCUAUUUUUGAGUUGGAGACUUCCAAGAGAGGUCUUGAAGCAGGUUUGGGACUUAUCUGAUCAAGAUAAUGACAGCAUGCUCUCUUUGAGGGAGUUCUGCAUAGCUCUCUAUCUGAUGGAGCGAUACAGGGAAGGAAAUCCUCUUCCACCAGCACUUCCAAGUAAUAUUUUGCUUGAUGAGGCUCUUUUGUCUAUGACUGGUCAGCCCAAUGCUGCUUAUGGAAAUGCAACUUGGGGAAACCCCGCUGGUUUCAGACCACAGCAAGGGAUGCCUGUUGUCCAACCAAUGGCACCUGCAGCUGGUUUGAGGCCUCCAGUGCCUGGAAUGCUUCAGCAGAAUGCAAGAGUGCCAUCGAUGGGAGGUUCCCCAGUAAACCAACUCAGUAAUGGGGAACAAAAUUCGGCAGAUUCAAAUUUCCACGAGUCUGCAGAAACAGAAAAAAAUGUUGAAAACAAGGAGAAGGUUCUUCUAGAUUCUAGAGACAAGAUUGAGUUCUACCGGACAAAAAUGCAGGAUCUGGUACUAUACAAAAGCAGAUGCGAUAACCGACUCAAUGAGAUAACAGAAAGGGCCUUAGCAGAUAAGCGUGAGGCCGAGUUACUUGGUAAGAAAUAUGAAGAGAAGUACAAGCAAGUUGCAGAGACAGCCUCAAAAUUAACAAUAGAAGAGGCUGCGUUUCGUGAAAUUCAGGAGAGGAAGAUGGAGUUGCAUCAGGCAAUCAUUAAAAUGGAACAAGGUGGCAGUGCAGAUGGUAUUCUUCAGGUUCGUGCAGAUCGUAUACAAUCAGACCUUGAGGAGUUAAUUAAGGCUUUAACUGAACGUUGCAAGAAACACGGGAUGGACAUUAAAUCCAUGGCAGUAAUUGAACUCCCCACUGGCUGGCAACCUGGAAUUCCAGAGGUAUCAUCUGUUUGGGAUGAAGACUGGGAUAAAUUCGAAGAUGAAGGGUUUUCAUUUGACGCUGCCAAGACCAACUCCGUUUCUGUCGAGAAAGAAAAUGGUUAUCCAAAUGAUAGUUUAUCCCCUGAUUCAUUGCCUCAUGCUGACGUUAUGUCAGAGAAAUCUUUCAGUAAAAGUGGUCCUGCCUUUGAGAGUGAAUCAGCAUACACUCAUAGUGAUGAUGAAUCAGGAAAAAGUCCAUCUCAAGACUACUCAGAUAACCAUUUCUCAAAGAGUCCUGAAGCAGAUGCAGAAAGCCAUAGAGGAUUUGAUGAGCCAUCCUUUGGUAGCUUUGAUAAUAAUGACGAUGUAGAUUCAAUAUGGGGUUUUAACCCUGUUAAUACCAAGGACUCGGGUCAUGAAAAGCAUUUCUUUGACGAUUCUGUCCCUAGCACUCCAUUUUCCAGGGCUGGUAAUUCCCCACCAAGCUACGGUGUUGGAUCAGUGGACCCAUUCUUCGACAGUUCCUCUAGGUUUGAUUCCUUCAGUAUGCCUGAUGAUGCAUUUUCUCCUCGACGGGAGACCUUCUCAAGGUUCGACUCCAUGAACAGUAAUCAAGGAACUCUCACAAGGUUUGAUUCCGUAAACAGUAAUGUAGGCUAUGACCGCAGUAGGUUCUCUUCUUUUGAUGAUAAUGACCCGUUUGGAUCAAGUGGUCCGUUCAAGGUCUCGUCGGAGAGUCAAAAUCCAAGGAAAGGUUCGGACAACUGGAACUCCUUCUAACUGGGUGCUUAUCAGCCUCCAUUGCCUCUUCUAUCAGCAUUCUUCGUAUGGAUGAUGUGCCGAGUUUUGUUUUCUGUAUAGAAUGAACGAGAGUUAAACAGAGUUGGACUAUGCAAAGUUUUGGUGUUGGCCUUGCUGUGUUUAUGCCUGAAAUAUAUAUCUUUUUCCGGCAUGCCAUGAUUGAAGGGAAAAACGUUCAUGCUCUUGUGCUGCUUUGGUAUUCCAAUUCGUUCGAAGACUCGUACGAAAAAAGAAAGGUCAAUGCCUACGAGACGUGCAGCUCCCGUGUAUUCUUUGUAUCAUUUAUGCCCUUGGUAAUUGUGUGGUUUUAUAGCGGUGUUCAUAUCAUGUUUGUUGUCUCUUAUAAAUUUUGAACUCCAGAUUUGUACACUGUUGUUUCUCCUCGAGUCUAUGAAGAGCAUGUUCAUAGAACACUGGCGAAGGACUUGUCAUUUUAUAUCGUUUGUACCCCUACAAAUUCUGUUAAGGUUCUAUUGGCCAUGCUGAUUAAGAGCUUUGAUAUGAUACCCUGCUAUGGGACAGUUUUCUGCCA